ACAACCGCCAUCCAUUACCGUUGUCACAUUCAAAACCUCGCUCACACGCAUCACACCGUGAAGUGUGUGAAACGCCUCAUUCGUGUUUUUCUUCCCGUUGAUGUUCUCGCACAGUUUGGAUUCUCGCAGCCCGAAGAAACGUAAGGCAAAGUGAAAAGAAGUUCUCUCUUGCAAGUUACAAUCGGCGGAGCUUGACACGUCCGAAAAACCGCAACAAUGAAUAAUCUUUCUCCUUACGAUGAUGUCGACCUUGAUGAACAAGAAAAUGAGGAGAACCGAUUAGUGCUUUCCCAGCGAGCACAUGCUCAAAAUAUCAACAAUCAUCAAAUGCAAAGGUACGAAGAGCAUCCAGCUUUACAGGCCGCCCGAAUCCAAUCAAAGUUGCAACAAAAGCUGGGACCAGAGUAUGUUUCUCUCCGAGCUGGUCCGAUGGGAGGCAAAGUGGCUUAUUUGGAGGCAAACAAAGCUAUAGAAUUGGCUCAUGAAAUCUUUGGACAUGACUCUUGGUCAUCUGAAAUCGUAUCAUUUCAAGAAAUGUCUCGCGAAAGGAAUGAAAGUGGAAGAUGGACAGUUUGUAUCAUGUGUACAGGAAAAAUUACAAUUCGCAGUGGUGCAUUCCAUCAAGAUUGUGGAUUCGGUAAUGCAGAAAAUAUGAAGAGUCUCCCAGCUGCAAUGGAAAAAGCUUACAAAGAAGCAUCAACAGACGCAUUGAAACGAUGCUUGCGAUUGUUCGGCAAUGCUACAGGCAAUUGUCUGUACGACAAAAAGCAUGUGAGCAAUGUAGCCAAGAUGAAAGCUCCAGAUCCGCCAUUCAAUCCAGCAACACUCAAACGUGCCGAGGGUCUGGGAAACCCUAGCGGUUCAUCAACUAAGCCAAACACAUCCUCAUCAACAGUACCUCAUGUCGGCAACGGCCGCUCCAAUAACGGAGCAACACCGCCUCAGUCAACUGUAAUUUCGCCGCCCAAUGCAGUACCCCAAAAAGCGAAUGGUAUUGUAAAGCCUCCGACAGACGUCCAUGGAACAUCUUCAGUCUUACAGAACAAGACGGAUGGCGGUGAGGCUGCAAGACAAGAGAGACUACGGCAAGCGGCUUUGAAACGAGAAGAAUUACGCCGUAAGAAAAUUAAUAAUGGAGAUGGUCAACCAACACCGACGGCGGCGGCGAGUGAAUCAUUGCCGACGAUCAACUCUAACGCCGCCCUGCCGUACACCGUUCAACAUCCAGAAGGAGACGAAUACUCUGAUGAAUUUGGCGAUCUCACUUCCAGUCAAAUGAACCUCCUCUCAAAGCAUGAUUCGUCUAAUCACACACUCCCUUCGAACGAGUCAAGUUUGGUACAUGGCCAUUACGAUCAUGCGAACGUCAAAGUAAGUCCUUCUCGUUUGUACAAUGUGGACCAACAGCAACAGCCUGCUUAUCAACGUGGUGGAGUUGUGGGAAAUAAUGAUGAUUACUUGCACCAAGCCGAUUCAUACGGAUUGCCCGUCAAACGUCCGAGAAACUAUUAAUGCAACAUCUAACAUUACAUGUAAUAUACCUGUACAGUAGAAAAGACAUGUGCUAAUCCUGCCAUUUGUAUACCUAUCAAUUACCAAUAAUCAACAAAUUCGAC
Messenger RNA from Meira miltonrushii, 1616 nucleotides. RefSeq lists its product as uncharacterized. The transcript has a single exon. The coding region runs from base 217 to 1512 and encodes 431 amino acids. NCBI's taxonomy places the organism in Eukaryota, Fungi, Basidiomycota, Exobasidiomycetes, Exobasidiales, Brachybasidiaceae. Gene Ontology annotation, cellular component: nucleus. The record is from RefSeq and is a predicted model, not a curated record. Gene Ontology annotation, biological process: double-strand break repair via single-strand annealing; mitotic recombination; double-strand break repair via homologous recombination.